AUACUCGACAGAAUGAUUAUAACCGAGAACAAUGAAGCAUAUUUGAGCCUAGGAGAUUUGAAAAAGUUGAAUCACCUUCAAUCUCAUCAAACAAGUUUUUGGAUAGAUAAUUGUCGUAAUUUGAUAAGUAUGGGUGAGAAUAAGGAAAGAGUGCUGGUGAAUUGGAAAUGUCUUCUUCAUCUAAUUCUAAGUUUUAAAGAGAGUGAUGCAGAAAUGUGUGAAGAUGAAUUUAGGAUACUUGAAGCCUUACAACCACAUCCAGGCUUGAAAAAUUUAUAUAUCAGAUCAUAUAGGGGUACCAAUUUAUAUACCAAAUGGAUGUUGUCCUUAGUUCAUUUGAAGAGUCUAUACUUUUCACAGUGCGUGCAUGUUGAGACAUUGCCUCCUUUGGGAAGCCUACCUUCACUUGAAAAGCUUGGUGUUCGUUGGUGCGACAAACUGAGAAAGAUAGGUGUUGAGUUUCUGGGAAAUAUUAAGCAUAAUAAUAAUAAUGUAUCAUUCCCAAAACUGAACCUCCUUUACUUUUAUUCUAUGAAGAAUUGGGAAGAAUGGGAAGGCAAUAUUGAAACAACAGAGCAUACAGAUGAUGCAGCUGGUGGAGCAAUUAUUAUGCCGUGUCUUGAUACCUUGCGAAUAAUAAGUUGUGACAUUCUUAAAUCACUACCAGAGUAUCUGAAACUGACUCCAUUGAAAAUGUUGUCAAUCGGGGACUCCAAAAUGCUAUGGCAAUCUCUGGCACUAUCAGAAAAAGAGUGGCUCAAGAUUUCUCACAUCCCAAACAUCGAAAUUGAUGAGGGCAUAGUGAUCAGGAGAGAUGGCAAAUGGAAUUACGACGAAUUAGCAAGACGUGGUUUUUCCAAAGCAUUUGUGCAUAAUGGAAAUGAAGAAGCAAAGAAUUCGACCAAAGAGAGAAGAGAGAGAGAGAGAGAGAGAGAGAGAGAGAGAGUGGGGAGAGUGUUUGGAUUGGUUAUGGGGAACUGCAACGCAUGCAUCAGAGCAGAGACAGCGGACGACAAGUCGUACCACUCGAAGAAGAACAAGAACAAUAACAGCAACAACAGGAAGAAGAAGAAGAAGAAGAAGAAUAGCAGGGAGAGAAGACCCAAUCCUUAUUCGGAGGACCCAAUCCGAUCCCCAGCUCCGAUUCGGGUUUUAAAGGACGUGAUCCCACUGAGUCACCGGACUCGGAUCGGAGACAAGUACAUACUGGGUCGUGAACUCGGACGCGGCGAGUUCGGAAUCACGUAUCUCUGUACCGACCGAGAGACCAAACAAACCCUCGCUUGCAAAUCAAUUUCUAAACGAAAGCUCAGAACUGCGGUGGAUAUAGAGGACGUGAGAAGAGAGGUUGCGAUAAUGUCAACUCUGCCUGAGCACCCAAACAUUGUAAAGCUGAAAGCGACGUACGAGGACAGCGAGAAUGUGCAUUUGGUUAUGGAGCUUUGCGAAGGAGGUGAGCUUUUCGAUAGGAUUGUGGCGAGAGGGCAUUACAGCGAGCGAGCCGCGGCUACAGUCGUCAGGACCAUAGCCGAGGUGGUGAGGAUGUGUCACGCCAAUGGAGUUAUGCACAGGGACCUGAAGCCCGAGAAUUUCUUGUACGCUAACAGGAAAGAGCAUUCGCCGCUUAAGGCCAUUGAUUUUGGCCUCUCGGUGUUCUUCAAGCCUGGGGAGAGAUUUUCGGAGAUCGUGGGGAGUCCGUACUACAUGGCACCGGAGGUGUUGAAAAGAAAUUAUGGACCGGAAGUUGAUAUAUGGAGUGCCGGAGUGAUUCUUUAUAUACUGUUAUGUGGGGUUCCUCCAUUUUGGGCAGAGACUGAACAGGGUGUUGCUCUUGCAAUUUUGAGGGGUGUGAUUGAUUUUAAGAGAGAACCGUGGCCUCAGAUUUCAGAUAGUGCUAAAAGCCUUGUCCGGAAGAUGUUAGAACCGGAUCCGAGAAAGCGCUUGACUGCUCAACAGGUGCUUGAACAUUCCUGGUUACAAAAUGCAAAGAAAACUUCAAAUGUUCCAUUAAGCGACAUUGUAAGAACAAGGCUUAAGCAGUUCUCUGUCAUGAAUAGGUUCAAAAAGAAAGCGUUGAGGGUAAUUGCAGAACACUUAUCUGUUGAAGAAGUAGAAGUAAUAAGAGAUAUGUUUACAUUGAUGGAUACUGACAAAGAUGGCAAAGUAUCAUAUGAGGAGCUUAAGGCUGGGCUUAGAAAGGUUGGUUCACAAUUGGCUGAACCAGAGAUGAAGAUGCUGAUGGAAGUGGCUGAUGUUGAUGGGAAUGGAGUACUGGACUAUGGAGAGUUUGUAGCAGUCACAAUUCACUUGCAGAAGAUGGAGAACGAUGAGCAUUUCCGUAGGGCGUUUAUGUUUUUCGACAAAGAUGGUAGUGGAUAUAUCGAAGCAAGUGAGCUUGGGGAAGCCUUAGCGGAUGAAUCUGGGGAAACCGAUAAUGAUGUGCUGAAUGACAUCAUGCGAGAAGUUGAUACAGACAAGGAUGGACGUAUCAGUUACGAGGAGUUUGUUUCCAUGAUGAAAACUGGAACUGAUUGGAGAAAAGCAUCUCGACAAUAUUCGAGAGAAAGAUUCAAAAGUUUGAGUCUCAACCUGAUGAAAGAUGGUUCGCUGCAGCUUCAUGACAGUCUUACAGGUCAAGCUAUUGCUGUAUGAGCCUAAAGUUUUCGCAAUCUAUUUUGUUUUGCGCCUGCUGAGUGUUGCCUUUAUCAUCCAUAUGCCUGAGGAACAUCGGCUGACAGAAUGAGUUACCGGAGCCAUACUUAAUGCACGGCCAAUUUUCUUGACCUGACCUAAAAUGGUUUUAGGCUGUAUGAAGCUGGAGUUAAAAGGACUUGCAUUAUGAACUAUAGUUGUCAGCUUUUAGUGGGGGAUAUUGGAUAUGCAUACUUGUAACUUACCGUUUCCAAAUUCUAUGUCAAAGUCUACUUGUAUAUUUAUCAUGUCAUUUGUGCUUGAAAUGAUUUGAUUUAGUAUUUGUGCAGAAAAGUUGUGUUUUUAUUGGUGAUGUGAACUUUUUGAGGGCAUCUUCUAAGAGUCUUUGUUCUAUAUAUAUAUAUAUAUUUAAAAAGCAUAUUAUAAUUUCUGAAA
Messenger RNA from Ziziphus jujuba (common jujube), 3087 nucleotides. RefSeq names its product calcium-dependent protein kinase 10. The transcript has 8 exons. Gene Ontology annotation, biological process: intracellular signal transduction; protein autophosphorylation; peptidyl-serine phosphorylation. Gene Ontology annotation, molecular function: ATP binding; calcium-dependent protein serine/threonine kinase activity; calcium ion binding. NCBI's taxonomy places the organism in Eukaryota, Viridiplantae, Streptophyta, Magnoliopsida, Rosales, Rhamnaceae. Gene Ontology annotation, cellular component: cytoplasm; nucleus. Bases 13 to 2652 code for a protein of 879 amino acids. The record is from RefSeq and is a predicted model, not a curated record.